This is a messenger RNA of Bombyx mandarina (wild silkworm), 1842 nucleotides long. RefSeq names its product zinc finger protein 714-like. Lineage: Eukaryota; Metazoa; Arthropoda; Insecta; Lepidoptera; Bombycidae. The record is from RefSeq and is a predicted model, not a curated record.
UUUGGCUUGAGAUCAGAAAUGCAAGAUAUUGUUUUAAUUUUGUAAAAUAAAGAAAUGAAUUCUAAUAAAAAAGGACCCAUAAUUGACUCUGGCUCGUGUCGUUGCUGCGGUGCCACAAAACGUUGUCGUUUGCUAAAUGUUGAAUACGACUGGAGCGGCCAAAAAGAGAUUUAUUCAGAUAUGUUUUUAGAUUGUUUUGGACUUCUAUUAUCACACUUAGAUGGUGAGGCAGAGGAACGUCUGAUAUGCGCAACCUGCGUGCUGAGGCUUCGUGAUGCUAGUCUCUUCAGGAGACAAGUACUGCUGUGCGAGGAGACAUUAUUGAAAAGCAGGAUGACCACAGUUACAGAAAACGACAUUGAAUUGAAGGUUGACAUAGAAGUUAAGAAAGAGACAAGCGACCACUGCAUUUUGGAGGAAUCAAACAAUAAUGAUUGUUUGUAUAGUGAUAAUGACAACGACAAUAAUGCCAGCGAUGGACACGUGGAUUGUGGCAGUAAUGAAGACAUGAAAAUAAAGCACGAAUCUACAAAUAAAGUAAAGGAGCUCUCAAAACUAGGUCUACGCUCUAAGGAAACAGUCAGAAAACCAGGCAGGAAGAGAAUGAGUUUGAAAGAUGUGAAAGUGAAAAGGGAAAUGCUGAUGAACUUAAAAUACAUGAAACAAAAGUUGUUGAUGAUGAAGAAGAACAAUCACCAAAUAAAACAGCCGAUAGUCAAAUUAGUAAAAAUGAAGCCCUACAUAGACAAGGAUUACAAUUCUUUACAGAACGCGAUCACUAUAGUUAAAAACUCGUUUGUCUGUCCGUUCUUUACUAUUUACGGAGACUAUCACUGUAUGUACUGCAGGGAAAUGUUCACCGAUCCCUCAGAGCUAAGGGUGCACACCCUGAAACACGACCCGGCCACUUACAAGGACGUUGUUGAAUCGAAAAAGAAUUUACUAAUCGAUAUCGACAGAAUCGAUUGUCGUCUAUGCCCGACGAACAUCGAUAAUAUUGAUUCACUGAAGACCCACCUCACUACGGUUCACGGCCAAAAGAUUCACAAGGAGACGAGCAAUGAAUUUUUGAAAUUCAAAUUGAAGUUAGGUCUGUUGUCUUGUACGGAAUGCGGUUUGUCUUGUAACUCGUUUCAAGCACUCAAAAGGCAUUUGGCGGUGCAUUUCGGUUCAUUUAUAUGCGAGGAGUGUGGUACUCAUUAUUUCGAAGAGCGUUUACUGACCUUCCACAAGAAAAGGGCACAUAACACCGAUUCUAACAAGCACGAGGACUACGUUUGCGACCGGUGCGGCAAGAACUUCCGCAGCAAGAAGGGCAAGAGCUAUCACGUGGCCAAAAUUCACGAGAAGGAACCGGUCUUCGCCUGCAACAAAUGCGAUGAGGUCUUUCUGUCCUACCACUUGAAGUACAAACACAAAAUGGAGGAGCACGGCGAGAAGCGUUCGUUUCCUUGUUCGAGUUGCGAUAAGAUCUACAACAAUCGAAAGGCGUUGCGGGAGCACAACCGUAAAAAUCACCUACAGCUGCUGAAACACAAAUGUCCGCUAUGCGACCGCAGGUUCUACGUGCCUUCUGAGCUCAAAGACCACAUGACCUCGCACACGGGGGAAAGAAACUACAGAUGCGAGUACUGCGGCAAAACCUACCCCAGACUAAAAGCUCUGAAAGUGCACAUGGAAUCGCAUAACACCGAAAAGAAAUACAAGUGCGGAUUGUGUACCGCCUCGUAUACGCAGUUAAACAAUUAUAAAAAUCAUGUAAAGAGCAAACAUCCCGUCGGUACUAAUAGUAGUGCGUACGUAUGAGAAUAAACGAUAAUCAGGCAUAUAUAUAUAUAUAUA